Messenger RNA from Haemonchus placei, 504 nucleotides. NCBI's taxonomy places the organism in Eukaryota, Metazoa, Nematoda, Chromadorea, Rhabditida, Trichostrongylidae. The record is from the annotation of a GenBank genome assembly.
AUGAUACGAUCCCUAAGCAAUACUUCAUUGUCGGUUGUUGUGGAUCGAUUCUUCAGCAGAGCACCGUUCGACGCUUUAAGUCCACACAGGCUCAUGUUGUUAGCGGAUUUUAUGACGAAGGACGAAGUUAAAUGUAAGAGCCUCCCAACAAUCAAAGCUAUGAAAUGGGCCAGGCAUCAUUGCGCUCUACGGAUUCACCUCGCUAUGCCUGGUAUAGAUAACCCUUCCGACGAUCAAUAUUACUACGACGACCUGUCACCGAUUGAAACGGAGUUUUCCGCUGAAAUAUUCGAAGGAGCGGAACUCGUACGAUUUUGGGUGGAAAUUAGCACAAUACGUAGUCUUGAGAGAAUAUUAUCAAGCUAUAGUCUCACAAUGUUGGCGAUUUUUGGACAAAACUCCAGUCUCGGGCGGGACUCAAAUUAUGCUAUCUGUGCACCGUGCUCUAUCCCUUGCAUUACCGAGACCCCGCUUGCCGUCGCCCUAAUGGCUUAUAUGCCAUAG